UAUAACGAAAACUUUCUGACGCAUAGGUACUUUUUGAUUGGCGCUCUUUUACUUCGUGCUUCCUUCAUUCGCUCAGCUCUUUCAAUUUUACAGAAAAUGGCUACCGAAGAAUUGGUGACUGAGCAGUUUCAAUUUUUAGGUAUAGAAGUAUCAAAGGAAGUUUUGACAAAAUGUGUGAGCCUAUGUACAGAGUAUAAUGUAGACCCCGAAAGUUUUAUUGAACAAUGGAUGGCAUUUAGUUUAACUGUACUAAACGGAGCAUCGCCAACUUUAGAAAACUUGGAGUUACUCGCUAAAAGGGAAUUUUCCAAACGUUCGGCCAGUCGGCCUAAUGUUCUCCCUGAUGAAGUUACGAAUUCAAGUACCGGCACAAGUUUGACUGUUUACGGCGCAAACGCAGCUAUUCCGUCAGAAAUUGAUGUCCUAUCAAAUUAUAUGAGUGUUACUCCAAAGAGAGUAAAAAUAGAGAAAAAUGAACAAGGAAAAAAUCAUAAUAAUGAGUUACAUCCUGCCACAUACUCGCCCAACGUUGACAAAUCGGGGAAAUAUAAUUCGCGAUCGAAUCAAGGGGCCGUGGUACACUCGUAUGGAGAUGAAAGUCUAUUGGCAGCAAUAGCCACGCCGACUGGAGUUGACUUAAUGGAAUUGAAUGUAACGCAAGUACCAAACGAUGACGGGGACUUGUAUACUAAAGCGAUGUUCGGCUUUGAAUUGCUUCACGAGAAAGCGGGCACGUUCGACAAUCACAUCAGAUAUUUGUCGCAAUGUAUCAUGAAGAAAAAUGGCUUUACAGAGUUGUCUUCCGUUAGACACAAAACACAAACAGAAGUUCUAGUGGCAGGUCGAAUAGAAUGCGACGCAGACGCGAGGCUCAACUCUAAGAGUGUAGUUUUGCAAGGAACUUGGGAAGACUCGCUUAGUCAGGCCGUAUCUGUUGAUUUAGAUGGAGUAAAGCAGUACUCGCUCUUCCCCGGACAAGUCGUAGUGAUGAGGGGUGUGAACCCGAGAGGCGACAAGUUCAUAGCGCAAGAAAUAUUCUACGACGCGUCUUGUCCUGUGCCCGAUCCUAAGGCCGAUAUGAUGAAUAUUUUGAAAGGUAAUUUAUCAAUGGUGGUUGCGGCUGGUCCCUAUACAACUUCCAACAACAUGGCUUAUGAGCCUCUUAAAGAUUUCAUCACAUACAUUGGAACACACAAACCACACAUAGUCAUCAUGACUGGGCCCUUUAUGGAUUGUGAACAUGCGAAAAUUAAAGAUCACUCUAUGGCUGAGACAUAUAAAUCCUUCUUUGAUAAGCUGAUUGAUAGCAUUGCAGAAAUAAGUACAACAAGCCCCUUCACCAAGGUGUACAUAGUGUCGAGUCCAAAGGAGGUGUUCAGUAUGAACAUCUACCCAGCUCCACCAUUCAGCAGUCGCCGUAAACACACCAACAUACAUUUUCUACCCGACCCUUGCACUUUGAACAUAAACGGCAUCAUAGUGGGCGUUACUAGCACAGACAUAUUGAUGAAUAUCAGUCAAGAGGAAAUUUCCUACGGGCCGGCGGGCGACAAGCGCGCGCGGCUGGCGGCGCACGUGCGCGCGCAGCGCAGCUACGCGCCGCUGUGGCCGGCGCCGGCCGACGCGGCGCUGUGGGCCGCGCACGCGCAGCUGCCCGCCGCGCCGCACCUGCUGCUGCUGCCCUCCAACUUCAGAUACUUUGUCAAGGAAGUGAAUGGUUCUGUCGUCAUAAAUCCAGAACAUUUGACUAAAGGCGAAGGAGGCGGUACAUUUGCACGAGUACUAAUAACUCCAGAUAUAAAUCCACCUAUUGGGAUCGCGGCGCAGAUUGUCAGGAUUUGAAUUAGUGUAUUCGGAUGUAUAAAAUAAAGACUUACCUCAUUUUA
Messenger RNA from Melitaea cinxia (Glanville fritillary), 1886 nucleotides. RefSeq names its product DNA polymerase alpha subunit B (gene DNApol-alpha73). Gene Ontology annotation, cellular component: alpha DNA polymerase:primase complex. Gene Ontology annotation, biological process: DNA replication initiation; DNA replication. NCBI's taxonomy places the organism in Eukaryota, Metazoa, Arthropoda, Insecta, Lepidoptera, Nymphalidae. The coding region runs from base 97 to 1842 and encodes 581 amino acids. The transcript is spliced from 12 exons. Gene Ontology annotation, molecular function: DNA binding. The record is from RefSeq and is a predicted model, not a curated record.